Messenger RNA from Chrysochloris asiatica (Cape golden mole), 1174 nucleotides. RefSeq names its product replication factor C (activator 1) 5, 36.5kDa (gene RFC5). The transcript has 11 exons. The coding region runs from base 127 to 1146 and encodes 339 amino acids. Gene Ontology annotation, molecular function: ATP hydrolysis activity; DNA clamp loader activity; DNA binding. Gene Ontology annotation, biological process: DNA repair; DNA-templated DNA replication. NCBI's taxonomy places the organism in Eukaryota, Metazoa, Chordata, Mammalia, Afrosoricida, Chrysochloridae. Gene Ontology annotation, cellular component: nucleus; DNA replication factor C complex. The record is from RefSeq and is a predicted model, not a curated record.
GCGAGAAUUACGUUUGCGCGCGAACUCUAAGUGCGAGGGUCCGCGGAGUGGUAGCGGCUGUUUAUCGUACUGGGUCUUGGGGGACGCGACAAUCCCAGUGGACCCGAUCACCUGCGUGUCCCAUCCAUGGAGGCCUCAGCUCUCAAGCAGCAACAACCCGUGGCGGCCAAGAGCAGGAACCUACCCUGGGUUGAGAAAUACCGACCGCAGAAGCUAAAUGAUCUCAUUUCUCAUCAGGAUAUUCUGAGUACCAUUCAAAAAUUUAUCAGUGAAGACCGCCUGCCACACCUGCUUCUCUAUGGCCCUCCUGGAACAGGAAAGACGUCCACCAUCCUAGCCUGUGCUAAACAGCUCUACAAAGAUAAAGAAUUUGGCUCCAUGGUUUUGGAGCUGAAUGCUUCGGAUGACCGAGGAAUCGAUAUUGUCCGAGGGCCAAUCCUGAGUUUUGCUAGCACAAGGACAAUCUUCAAGAAAGGCUUUAAACUAGUGAUCUUGGAUGAAGCUGAUGCUAUGACUCAAGACGCCCAGAAUGCCCUGAGGAGAGUGAUUGAGAAAUUUACUGAAAACACCCGAUUUUGCCUCAUCUGUAACUAUCUGUCGAAGAUCAUCCCCGCCUUGCAGUCACGGUGUACAAGGUUCCGAUUUGGUCCCCUGACUCCUGAGCUGAUGGUCCCCCGCUUGGAACACGUUGUGGGAGAAGAGAAAGUUGAUAUAAGUGACGACGGCAUGAAAGCGCUUGUAACGCUAUCCAGUGGCGAUAUGAGAAGGGCACUGAACAUUUUGCAGAGCACCAACAUGGCCUUUGGGAAGGUGACCGAGGAGACUGUGUACACCUGCACGGGGCACCCGCUCAAGUCAGACAUUGCCAACAUCCUGGACUGGAUGCUGAAUGAGGACUUUACCACAGCCUAUAGGAAUAUUACGGCUUUGAAAACACUGAAGGGGUUGGCACUGCAGGACAUCCUGACAGAGAUACACUUAUUUGUGCACAGAGUCGACUUUCCAUCUUCAGUUCGAAUACAGUUAUUGACCAAAAUGGCAGACAUCGAGUACAGGCUUUCUCUCGGCACCAAUGAGAAGAUUCAGCUGAGCUCCCUCAUUGCUGCCUUCCAGGUUACCAGAGACCUGAUUGUUGCGCAGGCCUAGAUGCCGGGCCUGCCCACCACACUCUUCU